UGGCGAAUGCGUCAAGGCCAUCUUUGACGUUUUGUGUAUUUAGUUAAAAAUUCUAAAUAAAUUCAGAUUUCUACAAGAACAUUAAUUUAAACGUAACGAUAUCGUGUCACGAAAAUGCCUUAGAAAGAAAAUAACCACUGCAAUUGAUUUAAGCUGACGCAGAAAUGUCUAAUUGAAUUAUAAGUGUUCUAUCUACAAGAUCUCGAUGAAUUUGAUCUUUGCGUUUUAAAUAAGAUAUUAUAAGUGAAAAACCUCAUAGAAAUGCGGUGCAGUGUACAAAACUGCUCCAACGAUACGAAACGAACAACCAAAUGCCAUGGGAUUACAUUUCACUUGUUUCCCAAAGAGCCAAAUCUCCGGAGUGCCUGGAUGGAGGCGCUAGGCAUGUCAGACUGGGAGCCGAAGGAGCGAAGCACAAUAUGCUCGGAGCACUUCCGGAAUGAUGACUUUUAUGAGACCAGAUGUGGGUUACGAAAGAUCAAGAAUGGAGCUGUGCCUGUGUCUGCUCAGGAUUUGGCCAAUGAUCUGGAUGCACCAGCUGCUUUAAGGGUGUGCAGGAUAUGCCUGGCAACGGACUGCAAGAUGUACAACAUACGGGAUCAUAAGCUGGAGCAGGCCUUCACAGAAGUCAGUGGGAUGACGAUGAGUGAGGAAGACAAAUUGCCUCAACGUCUCUGCUGGGAGUGCGGCCAUCGACUGCUAACAGCUGCCAGGUUUAGAAGCAAAGUUCUUAGAACACAUGACCUGCUCACCGGCCUGCCUCACGCCAGUCCAUAUAUCACAAUACGCGACAUCCGGUCAAUAAACCGCCGCCAAAACCAACUAAGAACUCACCUGACAUACAAAUACUAUGAUCCUAACGAUUUCCACAUACACAUAAUUGAUGACGAAAUCAUCGUCAAAUCAGAAAUCAAAGACACUGAAGAUAUCGAAGAAAAAGUACCGCCUAUAGCUGAAGUAGAACUAAUAAAAGAUGAAAAGAAUAAUACGGAAUUAUUUUAUCAAGAAUUCGAUAAUUAUGAUGAUAAUUUUAAUGAUGCUAAUGAUAAUGGAUGUAAUAAUGAUGCAAGUUAUGUUGAAGGUAACGAAGUGAAUGAAGAUAGUGACGAUAAAGUGUUGAGUGAAGUGUAUGUAAAGAAGAAGCGGAAAGUUAAGAAGGUUAAAGUGAAGAAGAAGGAGAAGGUAGUGAGAAAGAAAGAGGAGGAAGAUAAUCCAGAGACUACUAUGGAUAAAUACAAAAACUCUGACGUAAAACGCCGCAAGACCACCGACGGCCUCGACGAAUCCCUCUUCACCAUCACGACACUCGGCUAUGACGAGCAAAUUGCAGAGAUACAAAAACGGCAGGAGAGCACCAACUACAAGAGCGCGCCGUACAAGUGUGGCGUGUGUUAUAGAGGGUUCCUUGUACGGGAUAGAUAUGAUGCGCACGUCGUAAGGCAUAGUGAGCAAUCCGGAGCGUACGAGUGUUUCAUAUGCAAGAGUCGGUUGAAGAGCGCGCGGGCGCUGCGAAAACACCUCACAGCUCAACACACGGAGAAGUUCAGCUGUAAGGGCUGUCCGUUCGUCACCAGGAACAGGGGCGUCGCCCGAGAGCAUGAAAAGUGGCACGCGGGCACCAAGUACCAGUGCCCGCACUGUCCAAGCGAAUUCGAUAAACUGACUACAUACAUGGGCCACAUAAGAAUAAAGCACGUGUCGGACUUCGUGUGCGAGCUGUGCGGGUACACCUUCGUCAGCAAAAAGGGCAUCGAUGUUCACAAGAAGAAGAAACACCGGCUGCAGGACAAGACGGUGGAUUUAGAAGGCCCAUACUGUGAGACGUGCGAAGUACGUUUCGUGUCAGAAGACGCCCACGCAAGACAUCUCAAGUUAUCGUCGCGGCAUAGCAGCGAUAGCGACCCCAAUCGCAUCCGGAACGACUCACAAAGCAUCAACGCGGAGAAGAACGGUCGAAUGGUGCGGAGAGUUGAAAGGAGACCCGUCAUACACGCGCGCGACGGAGAGAGACAGGACACCGCCGGACCCGUCACUUGCGAACAGUGUGGCAUCCAACUACGUGACUUGCGAUUGUACGCCCAACACUUCCGGCGCGCGCAUCCAGACAAAAAUCGAACCAAGUACCCCGCGAUGAAAACACCGUGUAUGUGCGAGCAGUGUGGACGCAUUUUCCAGAGUAUGGCCCUCCUAAAAGAUCACAUGUGGGUGCACACCGGCGAGAAGCGUUUCAAGUGCGACCGGUGUGACAAGAGCUUCACCCAGAAGACGAACCUGGUGUUCCACAUGAGGGUCCACAGUGCCACCCGACCCAGCUACGAGUGUCCCCUGUGUGGAAAGCACUUUGCCUUCUUCAAUAACCGGCGGAGGCAUAUGUUUAUCCACACCGGUCUAAAACCAUUCAAGUGCGAAACAUGCGGCAAAUGCUUCACCACCGCCGGCGAGCAGCGCGCGCACGUCGAACACGUGCACAUGAAAAAACCGUGGCCCAAACGGCAGAGGCACAGGGAGGCUGAGCCCGCGCCGUGGCAGAAAUGUCUUGACCCUAUGGAAGACUAGAUUUCACUUAGAUCUAGGUAAAACAAGCCUUAAUUGGUAGAAAGUGGCUUUGAACUUAAAUAUCCUGGUCAGAGCACCAAAUUGUAAAAUUACCUUUUUUUAAAUACAAUAUACAAUGAUACUCUUCCUGGUAGUCGGGCUAAGUGAGUUUGAAUUCACGCUCUGAGUAAUUCAAAAUCCAUCUUUACUAGUGUCAUUUGCACUUUAUUCGAAAAAGAAAUGACAAUAAUGACAUAUAACCGUGAAACAUGCAGGAGACACUGAGCCCGCAACUCGGCAAAAGUGUUUUGAAAACUGAAAUGUUAGCUUUACAAAACGGCUAGGAUUUAUCUUUUACCGAAAAUCGUGAUGAAACCGAUAGAGACACUAGAUGCUUUUAUUAAAUCCUUAAACUAUACCACGAUGGUGACAAUUAAUAGCAUACGACCUACGCUAUCCCUAUUAUGCUAAGCUGUUAUCAUAAUCUAUGGAUGCUUGAAGAUUCAAGGAUAUGUAGGUAUAUGAGGAUUAAUUGUGUUGACAUCUUAGGGAAGAAUGCAGGUCGUUUUUUGUGCAUUUUCGAAAGCUUUAUUAUUUGCUAUUUUAUCACAAUUCUAUUUAAUUAUAUGAGUGCUGAGUGUGAAAUUAAAUAUACAUGUAUAAUGGUGUAUUGUAAAUAUUAAUAUCAUACCUAUAGUUUUAUUUAUGAAUUAUUUAAAUUACUCAUAAUUGCAAAUCUCAAACGGAAUCAUCACAAUUUAUUUAGAUUGUAUACUAAUGAAAGUAUUUAAUAUUUUACUUUAAUAUUUUUUAAGACUAUGUAGCGUCAAUGGGGUUGGCAACUGUCAAAGGUUUGCAUAGAUGGCGCCAUCAUAGCUUGCCCCUUUCUCUAGUUGUGUUCUAUGAGAUUUGGCUUAAAGGGCUGGCAUCCAGGGCAUAAAAUUCUAUUGAAAAAAAAAAAGAAUUUGACACAAUUCUAGGUAUUGACAGGGCAAGCUAUACUGGCGACAUUUGCUAAAUACUUCGCCCGGCAACAUUGUCAGAUAAUAUUUGGUUAGACAGUUGAUGGUUCUAUAGACUUUUAUCAACUAGCUCAUCUAACAAAGAUGAAGCUUUAUUAAAAAGAUGAUAAAUAACAAAUAACAUUUACAUUAAUUGUAUAAAACAAAAUUAUGACUACUUAUAAAAUAAAAACGAUUAAAACUAAACCUACCUAAAAAAAACCUAUAACCCUAUAUCACGCAGGCAGCUUUUCCCGCGCUGUAUCGGGAUAGCAAGCCUUUGCGCGAGAAAGCUGCCCGCGCGAAGGUCCCCCGUUGCCUCCCUCAUCCGCUUUCCAAGCUCCUUGUGGACCCCUCCCCUGCCCCAUGGACUGAAGAAAUUGUAAAGAAGAAAGAAUCAUGCAACAAUAUUUAUUAUUAUUAUAUUAUUAUGUCCUAUAUAUAUACUGGAAUUUUCACUAUCAGAGUUACGGGACACUCAUACGGAAAAAUCUGCUUUCAAAUUCGUAGCAAGAAUCUUUCUUCAUCAAUAAAUAACUUUGUUAUUUUGUGAACAAAUUAAUAAAUAUCAUUAGGAUUUGUCGCCUAUUAGUCGUAAGAUUGAAACGUGUAGCAGCUAGAUGUAUGAAAUUGUGUAGUAUUUUAUAUAUUAACUGAAUACAAUACAUAAAUUAGUUA
This is a messenger RNA of Cydia strobilella, 4214 nucleotides long. Its product is annotated as zinc finger protein 724-like. The transcript has 15 exons. Bases 262 to 2556 code for a protein of 764 amino acids. The record is from RefSeq and is a predicted model, not a curated record. Lineage: Eukaryota; Metazoa; Arthropoda; Insecta; Lepidoptera; Tortricidae. Gene Ontology annotation, biological process: regulation of transcription by RNA polymerase II. Gene Ontology annotation, molecular function: chromatin insulator sequence binding; zinc ion binding. Gene Ontology annotation, cellular component: nucleus; chromosome.